UAUUAAUUAAGAAAGAAAAAUCCUGUUUGAAGGGAACUGGUCCCCUUUCCAUUUACUCACUGGAGGUCACGGUGUGUCAGUAAACUGAAGCGGGGCGUCCGGUGGCAUUUUUAAGACCUCCUCACACCGAAAUACCGGGGCCCUGCAGCCCUUCCCCUCAAACCAUGGAGAUUCACUGUAAGCACGACCCGUUUGCAGCAAUGCACAGGCACGGUGGAGUGAACCAGCUCGGAGGUGUGUUUGUAAACGGCAGACCCCUCCCAGAUGUAGUGCGACAGCGAAUAGUGGAACUCGCCCACCAAGGGGUUCGGCCCUGCGACAUCUCACGCCAGCUACGAGUCAGCCACGGAUGUGUCAGCAAGAUACUGGGCAGGUACUAUGAAACGGGCAGUAUCCGCCCCGGGGUAAUCGGGGGAUCCAAACCAAAGGUUGCUACUCCCAAAGUGGUCGACAAGAUCGCCGAUUACAAACGCCAAAACCCCACCAUGUUUGCCUGGGAGAUCCGGGACAGGCUCCUGGCCGAGAGAGUGUGUGACAAUGACAGCGUCCCCAGUGUCAGCUCCAUCAACAGGAUCAUUCGGACAAAGGUUCAGCAGCCGCCCGGCCAAACAGGCUCAGUGUCGGCUCACAACUUAGCAACGUCCGUGGCGGCUACACAAGUGUCAGCAGUGACCAGCGACUCAGCCGGCUCCUCGUACUCCAUCAGUGGCAUUCUGGGUAUCAGCUCAGCUGCCGACGUGGGCAAGAGGAAGAGGGACGAAGGUUUGCAGGAGUCGCCGCUGGCCAACGGGCACAGCCACAGUGGGCGGGACUUCCUCAGGAAGCAGAUGAGAGGGGAGCUGUUCUCGCCGCAGCAGAUCGAGACGUCAGAUUAUUCGGCCAUGGCCUCACUAGCUGGUGGACUGGACGAGAUGAAGAACAGUUUGGCUAAUCCUGGUACAGGGGCGGAGUUAGGAGCCAGUGUGUCAGGUCCACAGUCCUAUUCACUCGUUCCAGGUCGAGACCUAGCCAGCACCACUCUGCCAGGCUACCCUCCCCAUGUUCCUCCCACUGGACAGGGCAGCUACUCCACCCCCUCCCUCACUGGCAUGGUACCUGGGGGAGAUUUUUCCGGAAGUCCAUAUUCCCAUCCCCAGUAUUCCACGUACAACGAAUCGUGGAGAUUUCCUAACCCCAGCUUAUUAGUGUUUCAGCAGGAUUAUGGGUCUCUCCUGGGGACGGAAAUCGGCUGCUCCUCCAGUCUCUUCACCAGCCAGGCAGGACAGAUGCAAGGGUCACCGUACUACUACAGUGCAACAUCACGGGGGGCGGGCCCUGCUGCCACUGCAACAGCCUCCGCCUACGACCGCCACUGA
Molecule: messenger RNA, 1355 nt
Organism: Centropristis striata (black sea bass)
Lineage: Eukaryota; Metazoa; Chordata; Actinopteri; Perciformes; Serranidae
Gene: pax5
Product: paired box 5
Exons: 11
Coding region: 165-1355 (396 amino acids)
Biological process (GO): regulation of transcription by RNA polymerase II; anatomical structure development
Molecular function (GO): DNA-binding transcription factor activity, RNA polymerase II-specific; RNA polymerase II cis-regulatory region sequence-specific DNA binding
Source: RefSeq, a predicted model, not a curated record